AACGCCCAGCCAAGGCUCUAGGCAACGUACAAACGAAAAUAUGGAGUGUAUAAUACAAGCAGUGGUUGAAGAGCCCUCAGGAGCUAAUACGGAAUACAUACGCCUCUACGAUGCGCGGAAGCGGCAUCUGGGCAUGCCAGUUAGGAUCAAAUGGACGUUUUCCCAAGGCUUCAGAGCUAUCGCGAGGGCUUUUCUACCAAUAGAGUCUAUAUGGGAUAAUAUGGUUCAGCUGUUUGAGUCAUAUUACUUAGCAGCAGAAAGACCAGCUCUGCUGGAUAUGCAAACAACACUCAACGCGUUGGUACAGUCUAUACUGACAGGACUGAAGUAUACAUACAGACUGUGCAGAUGUACCUCAUCAAGGUACAGGCGCGCUAUCGCAUCAAUAUCGCUAGACAAUGCAACUGAACUGGGCACGAAGAAAAUUGUAUUCAAAUAUGGAUACUUCGGCCAUGGAUUGGAUAUAAAAGUAGGCAUGAAGAGUAAUGGAGUACUUAUCGCAGAAGCACUUGAUCAAGGUAGUAUCAAUGUAUCAUACGAAAAAGUGGUACAUCGGGGGUUACUGCAGCUGACAAGAGCUUACGAAACACCAAUGGAAACAACAUCUCACGCAUUAGGAUUCGAUAAUGGGCAUGCAGAUGCCAAUAGAUUUAUUACCUGUGUCUCCAUGGACCCAAUGCCAUGCUUCGGGAGUACUAUACUGCUAUGUUACUCAACAGGGGAAGCAGAAAUAUGGAAAGAAAGCGUUUCAAUGACAGAGCUUAGGGAGGCGCUUUGCGAAGCUGUGGCACAAUGCAAGUUGCAAGGUUACCCGUUCUAUUGCGCAUUCAGCCCAGCUGGAGAGCUUGCUGUUGUGCUCACAACUGAGAAUAUGUACAUAAUGGAGUGGAAUGGAUCUGCAUUGACAGGUAUUAAACUGGUAAAUGGCACAUCAGCAGAUAUCUGGACAAGGCCUACAUCCAACGUCCUGGCAGCUGAAUGGCUGAAUAUACAUGAAAUACUGAGUCUAACGGAUCAUGGUGAGUUGUGGCUCUCCAGGAGAGGUGAGAUGGGCUACUGGCAAAGAAUCACACAGUAUAUACUCAGGGAGUCCUUACCACAGGAUGUGGGAAUUACCACCUGGAUAAGUAGGAUGCAGUACGAUACCAGGGGGCUGCUCUACCUAAAGAUGUAUGGUACCGACCAACUGCUACAACUGAAGUGGGAUAAAACGCCGUUACCAGAGUUAAUAAGCGUUGAACUGCCACCCAGAGAGAGCGGGACUAGACUUAAAACAAAUGCCCAAAAAAGUGAUAGUGUACCAGUAGCUGAUUUUGCAAUUGAACAGCAUUCGUCAAUCAUGGCAGUGGUCAUCAGUGACAGGUCUAUGGUGUACGUAUACACGUACCCCAACCCAAAGUUCAUGCACGCCGUAGGACCACCGAAACCACACCUCAAAGUAGGAGGAUUGAAGUUUGUAACAGCAGGGAAUAACACUAACCCAAAUGCAUACUUAGCUAUCAAAUGGGUGGAAAUAGGAAUUGAAACAUUCAAGCAAAGGCAUGACUAUGAUAUAGACCAUAGAAUUGAACGGAAACAUGAACAAUGCGCAAGAGUCACUGUAUUGUACGCAAUCAAUACAAUACACACGCCGCAAAAAGAUUGGAGUGAACAGUCACUUGCAGAUAUACUCUCAGAAAGCGAUGUCACAAUGUAUCCCAUCAAACAUAAACAAACAUUCCUAAGAAGACAUGGACUAGGUGUACCGGAACCAGUACCAAGAUUAAGCGUGUUCAGACCCAACUUCCCAGAUAAAAUUCCAGGAGGAACACAAAAUAAUGUCAUGUUCAGAGAUGCUUUCGCACAAAGGAGACAUAUAUUCAACAAACACGCUACAAAUACGGACUUAGGAACUACUGGAAUAUCGCAAAGAAGCCUAGACAAGGAUCUACACCCAGAGACGCCAGUAUACUCAAUGGAAGAGUUCGCCCGCAGGAAAAGAGCGACGUUCUAGUAACAACGCAAUGUCUAAUUGUAAUCUAACCAAUAGUCGC
Molecule: messenger RNA, 2033 nt
Organism: Babesia bovis T2Bo
Lineage: Eukaryota; Apicomplexa; Aconoidasida; Piroplasmida; Babesiidae
Exons: 1
Coding region: 41-1993 (650 amino acids)
Source: RefSeq, a predicted model, not a curated record